AUGGCGCCGAAAACGACGUACUCGGCUGACGACAUGGCAAAUGCCAUCGACGACAUUAUUAACAAGACCAAUACGGCAGUGAAUGUUGCGAUGAAAAAACAAAGCUAA
Molecule: messenger RNA, 108 nt
Organism: Aphanomyces invadans
Lineage: Eukaryota; Oomycota; Saprolegniomycetes; Saprolegniales; Verrucalvaceae
Exons: 2
Coding region: 1-108 (35 amino acids)
Source: RefSeq, a predicted model, not a curated record